CCCCGGCCCCGCCCGGCGCGAUCGCGGGGAAGAUGGCGGCGCUGCUCCCGCUGGGGCCGCAGUUUUCUACUGGGAAUCCAUUGUAUGAAACAUAUUACAAACAGGUGGAUCCAACAUACACGGGGAGAGUUGGGGCAAGUGAAGCUGCGCUGUUCCUUAAGAAAUCUGGUCUCUCUGAUAUUAUCCUUGGAAAAAUAUGGGAUUUGGCUGACCCAGAGGGUAAAGGAUACUUGGAUAAACAGGGUUUCUAUCUUGCAUUGCGCCUUGUGGCGUGUGCACAGAACGGCCACGAUGUGCACCUGAGCAGCCUGAACUUGACUGUGCCACCUCCUAAAUUUCAUGACACCAGCAGUCCCUUGCUGAUGACACCACCUUCGACAGAGACUCACUGGGCUGUUAGGGUGGAAGAAAAAGCAAAGUUUGAUGGUAUUUUUGAAAGCCUUUUGCCAGUAAAUGGUUUACUUUCAGGAGACAAAGUAAAACCAGUUCUGAUGAAUUCAAAGCUACCUCUUGAUAUCCUAGGAAGGGUCUGGGAUCUCAGUGAUAUCGAUAAAGAUGGUCACCUGGACAAGGAUGAGUUUGCUGUGGCAAUGCAUUUGGUUUAUAGAGCUCUUGAGAAAGAGCCGGUUCCUUCACUGUUACCCCCUUCUCUCAUACCGCCUUCUAAAAGAAAGAAGACGCCCGUCUUUCCCGGUGCCGUUCCUGUUCUCCCUGCGAGCCCUCCGCCAAAAGACAGCCUCCGCUCUACCCCAUCUCAUGGGAGUGUCAACAGCCUGAACAGCACAGGGAGUUUGUCUCCUAAGCACAGCAUCAAACAAGCUCAGCCGUCUGUGAACUGGGUAGUGCCAGUGUCGGAAAAAGCGCGAUACGAUGAAAUUUUCUUAAAAACAGACACAGACAUGGAUGGGUUUGUGAGUGGCCAAGAAGUAAAGGACAUUUUUAUGCAUUCAGGUCUGUCUCAGAAUCUCCUAGCGCAUAUAUGGGCUCUGGCGGACACGAGGCAGAUGGGAAAGCUCAGUAAGGAUCAGUUUGCACUGGCCAUGUACCUCAUUCAGCAGAAGGUCAGUAAAGGGAUUGAUCCACCACAAGUGCUGUCCCCAGAUAUGAUCCCUCCCACGGAGAGGAACACUCCCAUACAGACUCUGUCGGGGUACUUGACCCCUGUAGGAACUGAGAUGUCAGCACUAACAGAAAUGCGCCGUGAUAGCUCAAGUUCCGUUGGGUCAGGAGAAUUUACAGGGGUGAAGGAACUGGAUGAUAUCAGUCAAGAAAUCGCACAGCUGCAGAGAGAGAAAUAUUCUCUAGAGCAAGACAUUAGAGAAAAGGAGGAAUCAAUCAGACAGAAAACCAAUGAAGUUCAGGAAUUGCAAAAUGAUUUAGAUCGGGAGACCAGUAACCUGCAAGAGCUAGAGGCUCAGAAACAAGACGCCCAGGACCGCCUGGAUGAGAUGGACCAGCAGAAAGCCAAGCUGAAGGAUAUGCUGAAUGAUGUAAGGCAGAAGUGCCAGGAAGAAACACAGGUGAUUUCAUCUCUAAAAAUACAGAUUCAAUCUCAGGAAUCAGAUCUAAAAUCACAGGAAGAUGACCUUAAUAGAGCAAAAGCAGAGCUGAAUCGUCUCCAGCAAGAAGAGACCCAGCUAGAGCAGAGCAUCCAGGCUGGAAAAGUGCAGCUUGAAACAAUAAUCAAAUCUCUAAAAUCAACACAGGAAGAAAUAAACCAGGCAAGAAGUAAACUUUCUCAGCUUCAAGAGAGCCACCAAGAAGUCAGUAAGAGCAUAGAGGAAUAUAAUGAAGCGCUCAAUGGGGUUCACGGUGGCAGUCUGACGAAUUUAGCAGACAUAAGUGAAGGCCUUGGGCAGCCGGAAAGGAGCAAUUAUGGAGCUAUGGAUGAUCCAUUUAAGAAUAAAGCCUUGGUGUUUACCAGUAAUACACAGGAAUUGCAUUCAGACCCAUUCCAUUCAGAAGAUCCUUUUAAAUCUGAUCCGUUUAAGGGAGCCGACCCUUUCAAAGGCAGUGACCCAUUCCAGCAUGAUCCUUUUGCAGAGCAGCCGCCGGCUCCAGCAGAUCCAUUUGGAGGUGAUCCCUUUAAGGAAAGUGACCCCUUUCGAAGUUCUGCCCCUGAGGAUUUCUUCAAGAAACAGGUGAAGAGCGACCCAUUUACCUCAGAUCCGUUCACAAAACCGCCCACUUUACCCUCAAAGCCUGACCCUUUUGAAAGCAGUGAUCCUUUCACGCCUUCCAGUAUCUCUUCAAAAGGUCCAGAUCCGUUCGGAACGCUGGAUCCAUUUGGAAGUGGUGCUUUCAGUAGUGGUGAGGGGUUUGCAGACUUCAGUCAGAUGUCAAAGUCAGUAGCUUCAGACCCCUUUGCCUCUUCUUUUGGAGGGGUGGGAUUCUCAGAUGACCCUUUCAAAAGCAAAUCAGACACACCAGCGUUACCACCGAAGAAAAAUAUCCCUCCACGACCCAAGCCACCCAGUGGUAAAAGCACUCCCGUAAGCCACCUUGGGUCUGCAGACUUUCCCAAGCCCCAUGAUCCAUUCCAGCCAUUUGGGGCUGACAGCAGUGACCCCUUUCAAAGUAAAAAGGGGUUUGGGGACCCAUUUAGUGGAAAAGAUCCAUUUGCUCCCUCCUCUUCAAGUAAAACUUCUAAAGACUCUUCCUUGGGGUUUGCAGACUUCAGCUCUUUUGGAAAUGAAGAGCAGCAGCUGGCAUGGGCAAAGCGCGAGAGUGAAAAAGCAGAGCAAGAAAGACUAGCUCGGUUGCGGAGACAAGAACAAGAAGACCUCGAGUUGGCUAUUGCACUCAGUAAGGCUGAUAUGCCAAAUUCUUAAGAAGAGGUUCUCUGGCUCCAUCCACCCUGUCCACAUGAAUCCUUCAAACAUGGCUUUUAUAAAAAUACUAAAUUCUCGGUUUAUGUUAUGAAAAUCAUUUUAGUCACCUUCAACUCUAAACGAGACUGGCUGGUUGCGUCAAACUGGGCUCCGUGUGGCUUCUUAAGUGCAUAACAUGCAGGAAUCACCGUAUAAGCUAUAUUAUAUGUUCUGGAUCGAAUUUGCUGCUUGUAAGAAAUUUAACGUAUGAUCCUAAGAUACUGAAAGCAAAGUUGCUUUACCUGGAAGACAAUGUUGCAUAUAGUAAACUGCAACUUGUAAAUCUGGCUUUUAUUACCUGAAUUCCAUUGAGUUUUGGAGGCUGCAGUAUGAAUUUCAAAGACAAUGUCAUAAAAAGAUAAUAUUAAUAGAAUUAGCUUUCACUUGUUCCAUUUAUUUAAUCCUUCAUGGAAGGCUAAUCAAUAUGUCAUCUGCAUCAUCGACAUCAAUGUCUCCAGCAUUAGAUGGUCCCUUUUUAUGCAGGAGAUGUGGCUUUUACAAAGAAUCUGGCAAUUUAGAUACGAUGAAUAGAAACUUAGUGAACUGUAUAAAAUACUCGAAGCCUCUCUGAAUGAGUAGUUCUGAUUUAAACAUUUGUUUGCAUUCAGUUCUAGUAACUGUAUGUGAUGUUGCACAAGAGGGAGUUAAUUAAGUUGUAGUAAAUUGGACAAAUAAUUUGGCAGUGAAAUCAUUAGAUAAAAUCUUGCUAAGCAGAUAUGAUUGCAGGAUUGUGAUACAAGUUUGAGGGCUGUUUUCACAUAAAACCAAGCAAUGGGAAGCCUGCAAAGCCUGAGCAGUGUUCAUCCCUACAAAUCGAUUUACCCUCUCUUGUUCCAGAACACAGACUCUGUUUGUCUUGCCCAUUGCCUGUGAGAGACUCUUUACCUCUCUUGAAUUCCACCGAUCUUACAUUGUGGGGUUACAGAUUGAACAUAAUUUAGCUGAAAUAAGGCCAAGUUGAAGCAGAUUCGAUUUGCCAAAUACAUUAGUCCUGGUAGACUGGAUUGGAACACGGCUCGCAGCAGUUGGUCCGAGUAGGGGCAGAUUUGAUAUAUUUAUACCUGUAGAGCUCAUACUUCCACCUGGUGAGGGUGACGCCGAAUGGGUUUUACAUGGCAGAUGUAAAAUAGAAGUCCUUAUGAUAAGUCUGUGAAUUAUUUACUUACUAAAAAUGCCUUUUCUGCUUACAGGAAUUCUAAAACUUCAGUUGUCUUUGCCUUGGACCUUUAUCUCUAAACAGAGUAGGCAUCUAGCACCAAACUUAUCAAAUGUCCUUCCUAAGUAUCUGCUCUCCUUGGUUCUGCAAAGCUAACGUGCUGCGUUUUCACUGAUGUGGCCCUUAUCUGAUAACAGUUUCUCUGGGGUUUUUUUCUGAAAAUGUGGUAUUCCUUCAUCACCUUCAGUGCACUGAAGUUUUCUAUGUCCCUGCUUCUUUGCUAUUGUUUUUCAGAAUGCGAUGAUAGUGCCUGUUCACUGAACACAACCGAUCUUCCCCAUUCUCUUGUCAUUGCCUUACUCUGGAUGCUUUCCUUCCGCAGAGCUAGGAGUCAGGUUGGAUCAUUGUAGUCCGUCGUUCAGCUCUGAAACGCAGCCAAGGUGUGGCGUUUGUUGUCUCAGGCUUUUGUGAGCGGGUGUAUGGGUGAGUGUGUGUCUGUGUGCACACAAAUACGCGCACAUCCACCUGCUGACGUGUGCAGCAAACCUGGAACCCCAUCUCUCACAAUGCAGCUUUAGGAGUCCCAGCUCCACGUUUGCUCUGUGUCUCUUGUGCUAAUGGUACUACAAAUAACAGGAACCUUCGGUUCCGCUCAGAAGGGGAGAAGAUUCAUUCUGGUAUCAGAACCAACCGUACAGUGUCCAUUAGUAUUGUCUUUAAUGACUCCUGGUGAAUGCAGCAGGAGAUAUUUCUCAUUUUACAGAAGGUGAUUUGAAAACCCUUCCUAUUGUAGGAGUUUUUCUCUAAUAUACAUUAGAUUUAUGAUCAAACAUCCUAAAAUGUCCACAAGUUCUCUUUUCUGUUGGUGUGCAGGAUUUGAGGUCUCUGACAGCAAACUUGCGUCUGUCUGUGGCUCAUGGGAGAUAAAACUCUCGCUAUGAAAGAGCAAUUUUCCCAGCUGAAUGGCUGCAGGAUUGUCAGUGAACUUAAAUUGUGUCCGUGCGUGAGAUUCUCCUUUUCAUUUUCAUUCGGGCCUGAGUCUUUGUGGUGUCUCUUUUACUGCAACAAAAGCCCAUUCACACUUAGUGUCAUUUUAGAAAGGAAAUCCACUGUUGAGCUGCUGCUUGGGUGAUGUCACUCCAGCGGGAUGGGGCGGAUGAGCUGAAUAGCUUGAGUCAUUUUCUGAGUUAUGUACCAUAACCAGACUUUCUGCUGCUUUGUCAGUGCUCUGAGAUAUUGCAGUUUAUAAUGCUUCCAAGGCAAUGAGUCGCUGUUGUCAAGACGUUCAGCAGGAAGCCAGAAAUGUGAAUUUAUCUAGCAUUCCAUAUAACAUUAGAUCUAAUUGCUUAUUUUCCUGUUUCCUUAUUGACUCAGUCUCUGUCUUUGCUUGGGUAGUAACAGAGGAUCAAGCAAAUGAACAAGGACAGAACCUGUUCUCUUUGCACAGUGCAUUUGAUUUAGUAACCGUAGAUUUACUGAAACGCUCAAGUCAAACUUUUAGACACUGUGGUAGAAGAAACCUUCGUUUUGAUUUCUCCCUUGGUAUUUAAUACAGUUUUCCAUAUAAAGUUCUUCCCUUUCGCUUGCAACUCAGUGAUUUGUACAGUACCUGCACUUGUUCUUUGAGAAAAGUUUUGUCAUAGAUCAUCUUCUUCCUCCAGAACAGUGAAAUUUAAAGCACAAAUAGGCCUGUUGCUAUUUGGGCAGAGAAAAUCUGUACAAUGCAAGCUAUAUAAAAUGUGAGUAUACACAAUGCAUAUACAGUGUACAUUGAGAUCCAUAUUAUUUGUGUCUGUGUGUAUAUAUAUAUAUAUAUAGUGUACUGUAUAAUGUAAUAAUAGUGUGUGUAUAUACUAUAUAUGUCCACAUACAACGUCUAGGAUAGAGUUACUCGUACUGUACAUAGGAUGUGUAUAUACAAUGAACAUGUAGAAUAUGCACAUAUAUUCUAUAUAUGAAAGCUCAUGUGUAUGUAUGAAUUCUCUAAACAGAGAUGGAUGCAGGAAUGGAAUUCUUACAGAAAUGGAAUUCUUACAGAAAUGACGAUUACAUCAUGGCUCGUAGAAUUUCAAAGUUCUGGCGAAAGAAAAAAAAAAAAAAAGAGGAGAAAUUACUUCUUCUAAUACAUUUAUUUCAAGAUUACUGUCAUUGGCAUGCAAACCUGUGUUCAGGAGCUGUGCCAAGGGUAAGAGCGGAACCUGGCAGAAAGUAGCUGUCAUCUGCGCUGGACGCAAUUUCACCUUCUUGUGAGUGUUUACAGUGUCUUGUUGAAACGUGGGCUCGGUUUCUGAUCUAUCUGCGUGUGAAGGUCAUCUUGUCUUUUUUUUUCUAGGCUGAGGCAGUGAUUUUUUCUCCUACAUUUGCUUCUAGUUGCACUUCUUUCUUCUUUUUUUUCCCCUUUUUAAAAAAAACUAUUGUUCAGGAGCUGUUCCCGUACUCUCACACACACACACACACACGUCAAACAGUCGUAGGCUAAGGUGGAAAACAUGUUUCUCUUGCUUCAUUCCAGUUAUAUAGGUUGCACGUAAUUGUCAUCUGGAUUUCAGCUCUGUGUUUCCUCCAUUCCCACCUCAGCCCUUACAUCAGGAGGAAUGCCUAUCCGUUGCAUUCUUGGCUUGGAGGAAGGAAUGGAGGUGAUUCUGCUUUCUACUCGGAUGCAUUAUCAGGCGCCGGGGUACGUUGAGCAAUCACAGAGUUUGUAGGUUUUUACAGCGACACACGUGUACUUUAUACAGCUCUCGUCAGUGCUGGAAUGACUCACGGAAAGCCAUGAAUUGCACACAGCGCCGAGGCAUAGCAGUUAAAACAGGAAAGACGGGCGAUUAUUCACGUUGAACCUACGCAGGCAAACUUUGCAUAUAGGACACAGGUAUUGAAUUACCCACAUUAUCCUUUACAGACCAGUGUUUGCGCUUGCCUCGAGUGGUUUCCCUAAGUUACGUUCACCUAGUCCUGUUGUAAAACAUACCAGUCAGCCUGCAAUAAAAACAGAUGCUGAUAAAAGCAGCGCUUCGACAAUAGCGCUGGAUGAAAUAUUUUUCUACUGGCAAAUUUUCCCUUAUGGAAUCUCUGCCCUGUGCGGAUCAGCAGUCCCGGCUGUAUUUCGUUUCAUGUAAAGUGUUCUCGAGGUGUAGGAAAUUCCAGGCGGUGUCUGACUGCAUAAGCUUCUUUUUUUUUUAAUUCCUGUCUGUGAAAUCUGUUGUCAGAAAUUAUGUAGACAUUAUUUUGUCAUCUUAUGCUCAAAGGUAAUGCACUUUUCUUGGAUUCUUCUUAUAAUCCUUUUGGGGUUACUAUUUCUUCUUUAGUGUUUCUCCAUGGAGAAGAGUAUUUAUUCUGUAGAACCGAGGAAUUUUGGUCCAAGUAGAGUUGUUGCUUUCCCUCAUGUAGGAGUUUGGUUUCUCCCUUUUUUUCUGCAUUUUAUUCCUCCCUCUCAGGAAUUUCAUUUCUGUUUAAUUCUCAUUUAGAGUUGGAACUCUGUUAAGUGACUUGAUCUGUGCUAAUAACACUCUGGUUCAAUAUCUUCCUACACUGGUGAAACAGUGAAGUUUUUGGUGUGUGCCAACCAUUGCCUCUCCCUCUGGACUUCCCUUAGAAAGGAAUUUGCUUGGAGUAUGGUGGAAUCAUAGAAGAUUUAUUUUUAGAGCAAAUAUGUUCACUGUUCAUCGACACCCCUGUUUUAUUGGUUGAUAUACCGCUCUUUUUACUUGAAAGUUUUAUAAAUAAAAGCUAAUUUGUUAUAAAAUGGAAUUUUCAUUUUUCCGAUUUCUGCCUUCCCCUUUCAGUUUAACUUUCAAAGGAAAAUUCCCGUUGGCUGUGGUUCCUUCUGCUGUUACAAUGACAGAGUGCUCUGCUGGUGUCCCUUUUCAUACGACGUUCUGUAGUCUGACCUAAAAAAGGUGGAAACACAAAGUGGAAACUGCAAUGUUGCCCUAAAUUUGACUAAUCUCUCCAAAUAUGUACAUGAUUGUAGUUAUAUUUAUCUUUCCAAUAUCAUAACAAAUUGAAAGUUAUUUUAAUUUUAACCCAUCUCAUGUGUUUAUUGUUUAAUAUAAUAAGAGAAAUGUCAUUGUUUAAUAUAAUAAAUGAGAAGUUACUUUUUGG
Molecule: messenger RNA, 8130 nt
Organism: Cuculus canorus (common cuckoo)
Lineage: Eukaryota; Metazoa; Chordata; Aves; Cuculiformes; Cuculidae
Gene: EPS15L1
Product: epidermal growth factor receptor pathway substrate 15 like 1
Exons: 25
Coding region: 33-2831 (932 amino acids)
Biological process (GO): endocytosis; endosomal transport
Cellular component (GO): plasma membrane; cytoplasm; clathrin coat of coated pit
Molecular function (GO): cadherin binding; calcium ion binding
Source: RefSeq, a predicted model, not a curated record